AUUAAGAGUUUGAAAGCUUAAGGUUCCUACAUUGAGCUGAUAUCUACCGCCGACGGAACUUAACAGUCCACUCUCCCAACCACCAUUCCGUUCCCCGCAAAAACAAAAUUGUUUGAUGCGUUUCUUGUAGUACCUAGACUGCAAAAGAAGUUUGAUUAUGACCACUCCCAACCUUCUGAUGUUAGUUCCAGGUUAAUAAGUCCUGAGGCAUUGGGGACUUGAGAGAUUCAGAUGGGUUAGUUGCAAGAUGGCAGAUCCUUAUGCCAUGGCCUUGGGGACUUCAUUAACUGUUUCGUCUGUAGUUUCCAUAACAUUGUUCGUCUCUCUGCUCUGUCUUUGCAUCAUAAUUGGUCACCUUUUGGAGGAGAACAGAUGGAUGAAUGAGUCAAUUACAGCUCUUGUAAUCGGCAUCGUCACUGGAGUGAUUGUUUUGGCAAUCAGCAAAGGUAAGAGUUCUCAUAUUCUGGUGUUCAACGAGGAGCUCUUCUUCAUCUAUCUUCUGCCACCAAUCAUUUUCAAUGCUGGAUUUCAGGUGAAGAAGAAACAAUUUUUUCACAACUUCAUGACCAUUUCAUUAUUUGGAGCAGUUGGUACCUUCGUAUCCUUUUGUAUUAUAUCUAUAGGUUCAUUAUUACUCCUUCAGAAAUUUGAUAUUCAGUCGCUGGGUAUUGGGGAUUAUCUAGCCAUUGGAACUAUAUUCUCUGCCACAGACUCAGUUUGUACUCUCCAGGUUCUCAACCAGGAUGAGACACCUCUGCUUUAUAGUUUAGUGUUUGGAGAAGGUGUUGUAAACGAUGCUACCUCUAUUGUACUUUUCAAUGCAGUUUCUAAUGCCGAUCUCAGUGAUAUUGAUGGAAUGGCAGCCCUAAAAUUAUUUGGGAACUUCAUUUAUCUUAUUUUAACUAGCACUGCACUAGGUAUUGCGGCAGGCCUUCUAAGUGCUUAUAUCAUCAAAAAACUGUAUUUUGGAAGGCAUUCUACUGAUCGGGAAAUUGCAAUUAUGUUGCUCAUGGCUUAUCUAUCAUACAUGCUAGCUGAACUGGGCAACCUCAGUGGGAUUCUGACCGUUUUCUUUUGUGGCAUUGUCAUGUCUCAUUAUACGUGGCACAAUGUUACUCAAAGCUCAAGGAUUACAACCAGGCAUGCAUUUGCAACUAUGUCCUUUAUUGCUGAAACUUUUAUCUUCCUCUAUGUGGGCAUGGAUGCAUUGGAUAUUGAUAAAUGGAAAAUGGUGGAAGGAAGUCCAGGUAAAUCUGCUGAAAUUGCUGCCAUUCUCUUGAGCUUAAUUUUAGUAGGAAGGGCAGCUUUUGUCUUCCCCAUUGCAUGGUUGUCGAAUUGCUGCAGAGCACUUGAUGCCAAACUUGAGUAUAAGCAACAGAUCAUUAUAUGGUGGUCUGGUCUAAUGAGAGGCUCAGUUUCCAUGGCACUGGCUUACAGACAGUUUACAACUUCGGGAACUACAAAGUUACAAGGCCAUGCUCGUAUGAUUACAAGCACCAUAAUUGUGGUAGUUUUCAGCACAGGGGUAUUUGGAUUUAUGACAAAGCCUAUGAUCAGAUUUAUGCUAUUUCGAAAUGUAAAGGACAGGCAAAAUAGCGAAUCAGAGCCCAUUAUCCCAAAGGAUUCACAAACUCCACUUCUUAAUAAUGACAAUGGGGAGGAUCUGGAAGCUCAAAGUGUUGUAAGGAGAAAUAGCAUUCAGGCGCUUUUUCACGCUCCUACAUCUACUGUGCAUCACUGGUGGCGCAAAUUUGAUGACACAUUCAUGCGUCCUGUAUUUGGGGGUCGAGGAUUUGUUCCUUUAGAACCAGCCUCUUCAUCCCAUUUGAAUAUAAAUGCCUAAAAACCAAGAUUGUAUAAAUUUCUUCUCUCCAUACUUUGGAACCUAAUGGUCCCAUUUUUGACCUUGCAAAUCACUAUACAAUUACCUUGAUCCAUUUUCUACAGUAGUUAUAAAAAUGGAUAUAUGGACCUUGAUUUCCUAUAUUUUCAUUUAAAUAUAAUUUUUUCCUAAUCAAUAAGUUUAUCAAAGCUCAUUGAGUUGAGAAUCCUAAAACGAACGUCAAUUGCAAAUUUGGUAAACGAAUUUUAUAAUUUGGGCUUGGAUAAUUGUAUAAAGAUUGUCGAGUAUGUUUUUUAUUUUGUUGA
Messenger RNA from Cryptomeria japonica (Japanese cedar), 2148 nucleotides. Its product is annotated as sodium/hydrogen exchanger 1. Bases 248 to 1843 code for a protein of 531 amino acids. The transcript is spliced from 14 exons. Gene Ontology annotation, biological process: sodium ion transport; regulation of pH; proton transmembrane transport. Gene Ontology annotation, molecular function: sodium:proton antiporter activity. Gene Ontology annotation, cellular component: membrane. The record is from RefSeq and is a predicted model, not a curated record. NCBI's taxonomy places the organism in Eukaryota, Viridiplantae, Streptophyta, Pinopsida, Cupressales, Cupressaceae.